This is a messenger RNA of Panicum virgatum (switchgrass), 4340 nucleotides long. RefSeq names its product phytosulfokine receptor 2-like. The record is from RefSeq and is a predicted model, not a curated record. Lineage: Eukaryota; Viridiplantae; Streptophyta; Magnoliopsida; Poales; Poaceae. Bases 990 to 4049 code for a protein of 1019 amino acids. Gene Ontology annotation, molecular function: protein binding; protein kinase activity; ATP binding. Gene Ontology annotation, biological process: protein phosphorylation. The transcript has a single exon.
CAUCUCACGGGACGCGGAGGCUGAUGAGUAAAAGGCCGCGGCAGGUGGUGAGAGGCGACUGAUUUGGGCCGCGGGCCGGAAGUCGCUCGCUUUUAUUUAUUUUUUCUUUUCGGAACUUCGAAAGGAUGCCUGAUUUGGGCCGGGGUAUGAGUUUUGCUCCUGCACCAGGUGAGCAGCGCCAAAUGGCACAUGCUGCUGCAGUAGUCACUAGUGAAUCCCUUGCCCACGCGUAGUAAAAGUGGUUCUGCUCUCAACUCGCCCACACAAACGCGCAUGCUUUGCUUUGCUCUCCUGGCUCCUGACCCCCUUUUUUCUCACACUUUCUGCCCACUCCCCAUCCUUGUCUGAAUCUGUCUCAACUUCAUGUUUGGCUUCUCUCUUUUUUUGCACCCCUGCUGCUUUUCCCGUGCAGUAGAAAGUGGCAUUUACUAACUAGGGUGGUUUAAUUUCACAAGGGUGGGACCACUCAGGCUGCCUGCAUUUAUGGCUACGGCGUCGGCGAGGCGAGAGACGCAUGCAUCGAACGGAACGGGGCGGAAACGGACAGGGCACGCCAACCGCCUACGCAUUCAUUCUCUUCUGUCUUCUCCCUCCUUCCUCCACUGCGCCGCACAGACUGCAAGAGAGAGGAGACGAGACUGCCUGGCUGCCUGCCAACUGACGCAAACCUUUUUUCUCUCUCUCUUGCUCAGCAGCAGCCAGCAACGCACGACGAGGCCGAGGAGUGCUGUACUGGAGUGGACUUUGGAGUCUGGAGUCUGGACACACCCCACUCCAGUACUCCAGUCUCCCAUCCCCAUCCCCAUCCCCCAUCUCCGCUCGCACGCGCAUCAUUGCUUCUUCUUCUUCUUCUUCUUCCCUCCCUCCCACCUCCCUCCCCUCCUCAACCAUACAAUGCUGCUGCUCACGCCGCAUUGCCCCGCCCUCUCCACCGCCGCACCCUGCUACUAAAUCUCCUCUUCCAAGUUCCAAUUGCCGGCCCCAAAUCCAUGGCCGCCAAAUGCGCGCUCCAGCUCCUGCUCCCACUCCUCCUCCUCCUGGCACCGGCCGCCGCCGGGGCCGCGGGCCCCCCCUGCCACCCGGACGACCUCCGCGCGCUGCGGGCCUUCGCCGGGAACCUCACGGCCGCCGCCGCCCUCCGCGCCGCGUGGUCCUCCUCACCCGCCGCCGCCUGCUGCGCCUGGGACGGCGUGGCCUGCGACGCUGCCGGCCGCGUCGCGUCCCUCCGCCUCCCCGCCCGCGGCCUCGCGGGGCCCCUCCCGCCGGCGCCGCUCGCCGGCCUCGCGCGCCUGCGGGACCUCGACCUCAGCCGCAACGCGCUAGCGGGGCCCAUCUCCGCGCUCCUCGACGCCGCGUCCCCCGCCCUCCGCGCCGUCAACCUGUCCUCCAACCUGCUCCACGGCCCCCUGCCCGACCUCGCUGCGCUCCCGGCGCUCCAGGCGCUCGACGCCAGCAACAACUCGCUCUCCGGCGCCCUCGCGCCCGACCUCUGCGCCGGCGCGCCGGCCCUGCGCCUGCUCGACCUCUCCGCUAACCGCCUCGUCGGCGCGCUCCCGUCCUCCUCCGACGUCAACGCCGCGCCGCCGCUCUGCGCCGCCACGCUCCGGGACCUCUCCCUCGCCUCCAACGCCUUCACGGGCGCCCUCCCCGACGCGCUCUUCGACCUCGCAGGCCUGCGGACCCUCUCCCUCGCCUCCAAUGGGCUCACCGGAAAGAUCACCUCUCGCCUCGCCGACCUCAAAAACCUCACCUUUCUGGAUUUGUCCGGCAACCGCUUCUCCGGCCACCUCCCGGACGUGUUUGCUGACCUCCCGUCGCUUGAGAAUUUGGCCGCGCACUCCAACGGCUUCUCCGGACCGCUGCCGCCGUCGCUGUCGCAGCUGUCGUCUCUCCGUGUGCUCGAUCUCCGGAACAAUUCCCUGUCCGGCCCAAUUGCUAGCGUCAACUUCUCCGGAAUGCCGUUCCUUGCUUCCGUUGACCUUGCUACAAACAAUCUCAACGGCACACUCCCUGUAAGCCUCGCCGGCUGCCAGGAGCUCAAGUCGCUCAGCCUUGCCAAGAACAGCCUGACCGGCCAAUUGCCCCAGGAUUACAGCCGCCUCACCUCACUGUCCAUGCUCUCGCUCUCCAACAACAGCCUGCACAACAUAUCAGGGGCGCUCGCCGUGCUCGGUGCCUGCAGGAACCUCGCCACACUGAUUCUCACCAAGAAUUUCAUCGGCGAGGAGCUACCGGAUGAUGGCGUUAGUGGGUUUGGCAGCAUGGAGGUGCUGGCCCUUGGUGAUUGUGCUCUCAGGGGAAGGGUUCCGGAAUGGCUGACUCGGUGCAAGAAACUGGAGGUGCUUGAUCUGUCCUGGAACCAAUUGGUUGGCACCAUCCCGUCAUGGAUUGGCGAGUUUGAGUACCUGAGCUACUUGGAUCUCUCAAACAAUACCUUGGUUGGGGAGAUACCCAAGAGCUUGACGCAGCUCAAGAGCCUUGUCGCUUCCAGGCCGUCACCGGGUAUGGCGUUUACUAGCAUGCCAUUGUAUGUGAAGCACAACAGGAGCACAAGUGGCCGGCAAUACAACCAGCUCUCCAACUUCCCGCCAUCAUUGUUUCUGAACGACAACGGCCUCAACGGGACUAUCUGGCCCGAGUUUGGUAACUUGAGGGAGCUACAUGUGCUGGAUUUGAGCAACAAUUUCAUAUCUGGGAGCAUUCCUGAUGCACUGUCCAGGAUGGAGAAUCUGGAGGUUCUUGACCUUUCAUCCAAUAAUCUCAGUGGAUCAAUUCCAUCGUCCCUGACAGAGCUAACCUUCUUGUCAAAGUUCAACGUGGCUCACAAUCACUUGGUGGGGCAGAUCCCAAAUGGAGGGCAGUUCUUCACCUUCUCCAACUCAAGUUUUGAGGGUAACCCUGGUUUGUGCAGGUCGGGAUCUUGCAACCUAAAUAUGUCUGUCGAAACUCCUCAUGAUAAGGAGAUGCAACCUGCAUCAAGUACCAGGAACAGGAAAAACAAAAUACUUGGGGUCGCAAUCUGCAUCGGACUGGCCCUUGCAGUAUUUUUAGCUGUUAUUUUGGUGAACAUGUCAAAGAGGGAGGUCAGCGCUAUUGAUUAUGAAGAUACGGAGGGAUCCUGUCACGAAUUGUAUGAUUCUUACUUGAAGCCAGUGCUAUUCUUUCAGAACUCUGCAGUGAAGGAGCUAACUGUCAGUGACCUCGUCAGAUCAACAAACAACUUUGAUCAAGCCAACAUAAUAGGAUGUGGUGGGUUUGGUCUGGUGUACAAGGCCUAUCUCCCUGAUGGAACAAAGGCGGCAGUGAAGAGGCUCUCUGGUGACUACGGGCAGAUGGAGAGGGAGUUCCGUGCUGAGGUAGAAGCACUGUCACAAGCUCAGCACAAAAAUCUUGUAACUCUCAGGGGGUACUGCCGCUAUGGAAAUGAUAGGCUGCUGAUCUACUCUUAUAUGGAGAAUGGUAGCCUGGACUACUGGCUGCAUGAGAGGUCAGAUGGUGGUUACAUGCUGAAAUGGGAGUCAAGGCUGAGAAUUGCUCAAGGUUCAGCCAGAGGGCUGGCUUACUUGCACAAGGUUUGUGAGCCCAACAUCAUCCACAGAGAUGUGAAGUCCAGCAACAUUCUUCUGAAUGAAAAUUUCGAAGCAUGCCUGGCUGAUUUCGGGCUUGCAAGGCUAAUACAACCCUAUGACACUCAUGUGACUACCGAUCUGGUAGGUACCUUGGGGUACAUACCACCAGAGUACAGUCAAUCCGUGAUUGCCACUCCGAAAGGAGAUGUCUUCAGCUUUGGUGUAGUCUUGCUUGAAUUGCUUACUGGCAAACGCCCUGUGGAUGUGUCCAAGUCCAAGGGAUCCAGGGACUUGAUCUCUUGGGUUCUUCAGAUGAAGUCUGAAAAGAAGGAAGAGCAGAUUUUUGACAGACUGAUAUGGAGCAAAGCGCAUGAGAAGCAACUGCUGUCGGUCCUUGAGAUCACGUGCAAGUGCAUUAGUGCAGAUCCUCGGCAGCGGCCAUCAAUUGAAGAAGUCGUCAGCUGUCUUGACAAAGUGUGAUUAUAAUUAUUAUUAUGUUGUGUUGAUUGGUAGUUUCUUCGUUUUUUAUCAGAUUAAGGCUAUGAGUUUUUGACAUAAGAGAGAAACAGAGUAGAAAGCAAUCUGAGUAAAUUUGGAUAAUGCUGAUGCAGGCUAUCUAGUGUACAUAGGUGUGGUGUCAUGGCAUUCUAUAGUGAACCAGAAAAUAACUUGGGUCGUGUUUUCGUUUUCAGUAUCUCAGUGUUGUUGCAGCCUUCUGUGAAAAUAUAAAUUCCCAUAUCAAUGUUCUUGCAGCCAUCUGAUCAGCAUUCA